Aureobasidium melanogenum CBS 110374 is the source of this 1725-nucleotide messenger RNA. RefSeq lists its product as uncharacterized. Gene Ontology annotation, cellular component: nucleus. NCBI's taxonomy places the organism in Eukaryota, Fungi, Ascomycota, Dothideomycetes, Dothideales, Saccotheciaceae. The annotation marks the transcript as partial. The transcript has 2 exons. The record is from RefSeq and is a predicted model, not a curated record.
GUCAUUGUCGACGAAGAAUCAGCCAUUCCAGAGUCAGUCAUUGUUGCCUGUCAGGAGGCCCAAAAGGGUGGUCUCCUGGCCUCUUCGAACUACGGUAACCUACUCGCAUCAAUGUCUGGUUACGAAAAACCUCCAGCCUAUGGCUACGGCUACGGCAUUGCCACACGACCUGAUCAGGCACCUGGCUAUCCUGCAUACAACCAAUCACAGUUCAAUCUCUCCUACUCAAAUUCCCACGCGCAGGUCCCAUCUGGCCUCCCAGAUGCUGCUCAAAUUCCCCUGCUCACCGAAGAGUCAUACCAAUCUCAUGACUCUUCUUAUGCUCAACAAAAUGCAUCAUCUUAUCCUUCUUACAUGGCUGCUGGAUCCCGUACCUUGCCUGAAAUCGUCUCGGCUACGCCACAACGAGGCCCUGCAGGCGGUAGAUUUAUUAUCUACAUGAACGCCACUGAGGACCUGGCAAGCAACGGAGUCUCGUUCAUUGUAUCUUUCGGUACCAAACGCUGCGAAGGUCGUCUUACCACCUUGCCCGGUUCAGGUCCGCAACCAAACUUUGCCGUUAUUGUCGACGUUCCUCCAUUCGAGGCUACUGCAUCAUCCAACACUGUAGUCACCAUCUAUCUUGAGAUGGUAGACAGUGACAAGCAAGCCCUGAACGUGCCUGUCGAGGUUGGACAGUACACAUAUACCGACGCGACCCCUUACGCCAUCUCGAGUCCAUCGCAAGGCAGCACGCGCAAGAGGAAAAUGUCAGAAGACGCUCAGUCGCCGAACAAGCGCCCUUCGUCGCAGAACCUCCGCGACUCUCCUCUUCACAAUCCUGCCGAAGUCAAGUACUCGCCGCCCUCGUCCACCAUGGUUGACCCGUACUCUUCUCGUCCUCCGACUUCUUCCAGCGCAAUCUCGUACGCUCGUUCUUUCAACGCUCCUGCACCUACCCAGUAUUCGCAGAACUUGCAACAGGCGCCUACGUACAGACUAGCUCCCACGCCCAUCGGUAUGCCUCAGCCCCAGCCCUUCAACUCAUACCCUUCGACAUACAUGACCAGUGACCGAACAGCACCGACUGCUCAGGUCACCAACGUCUCGUCGAGCGGUGCCAAUCCACCCCUCAUCCGCACCACUGCUUUGCAGCCGUCGCCUACUGGCAUGUCACCGAGUCAGCCUUUCAACCCAUAUGCCAUGUACCCAUCCAACAUCAAGGCUGUCCUCAAGCUGGAGGGCGACCUGAAUGGCAUGGCAAAUGAUUGGAAUGCAGACGAAGUUGCUGCAAGACGUCGUAUUGUGCGCUUCCGUCGCAGUCAGAAUGGUAGUGUCAUUUCUGCUUCCUUCCAGCCCGUCACGCCUGAGGAACAUGCGCAAGCGCCUGGCUGCAUCUACGUCAACUGCAUCUGGUGGGAAGAGGAGAACGGCUGCUAUAUUACCAGUGUUGAUACUAUUCAACUAUUGGAGUCGCUGGUCGCUGUCCGCUUUACUGUCGAAGAGAAGAACCGUAUCCGUCGCAACCUUGAAGGGUUCAGACCUCAAACAGUGUCGAAGACCAAGGCUAAAUGCGAGGAGUUCUUCAAGAUUAUCAUGGGUUUCCCAAGCCCCAAGCCACGCAAUAUCGAGAAGGAUGUCAAGGUCUUCCCCUGGAGAAUUCUUGCCGGUGCUCUCAAGAAGAUCAUUGGCAAAUACGUAAGUUUUACAAUUUUGUUAUAUCUGCAUCUGUAUCCUCUGAACUAA